AUGAAGGGCUGCGGUGCGGGCGCGGGGUGCACUGGGCAUAAUGUUCCGCGCUCUCCCGCACCGACCAUUCUGCACCUAGCAGUCGACUCUAACGGUUGUACUAGUAAAAGAAAAGCAGCAGCUAUGGUGGACGCCGCAACCAUUGAGAAAUUGGAAGCUGGAUUCAGCAAGCUCCAGGCUUCCGACUCUAAGUCGCUGCUCAAGAAGUACCUAACCAAGGAAGUUUUCGAUGCUCUAAAGAACAAGAAGACUUCCUUCGGCUCCACCCUCUUGGAUUGCAUCCAGUCUGGUGUUGAGAACUUGGAUUCUGGUGUUGGAAUCUAUGCCCCUGAUGCUGAAGCUUACUCAGUAUUUGCUGAUCUUUUUGACCCCAUCAUUGAGGACUACCACAAUGGCUUCAAGAAAACUGACAAGCACCCACCCAAGAACUGGGGUGAUGUUGAGACUCUUGGCAACCUGGACCCUGGCAGUGAAUUCAUUGUAUCUACCCGUGUCCGCUGUGGCCGUUCCUUGGAGGGCUACCCCUUCAACCCCUGCCUAACUGAGGCCCAAUACAAAGAAAUGGAAGACAAAGUCUCCUCAACCCUCUCUGGCCUCGAAGGCGAACUUAAGGGUACCUUCUACCCCCUGACUGGCAUGUCCAAGGAGACCCAGCAGCAGCUCAUUGAUGACCAUUUCCUGUUCAAGGAAGGUGACCGUUUCCUCCAGGCUGCCAACGCUUGCCGUUUCUGGCCCACUGGCCGUGGUAUCUACCACAAUGAGAACAAGACUUUCUUGGUCUGGUGCAAUGAGGAGGACCACCUCCGCAUCAUCUCCAUGCAAAUGGGUGGUGACCUGAAGCAGGUAUACAAGAGGCUAGUGACCGCCGUCAACGACAUCGAGAAGAGGAUCCCCUUCUCCCACCACGACCGUCUCGGCUUCCUGACCUUCUGCCCCACCAACCUGGGAACAACCGUGCGUGCCUCCGUGCACAUCAAGCUGCCCAAGCUGGCCGCCGACAAGGCGAAGUUGGAGGAGGUGGCUUCCAAGUACCACUUGCAGGUGCGCGGCACCCGCGGCGAGCACACCGAGGCAGAGGGCGGUGUCUACGACAUCUCCAACAAGAGACGCAUGGGCCUCACCGAGUACGAUGCAGUCAAGGAGAUGUACGACGGUAUCGCUGAACUGAUCAAAAUCGAGAAGUCCCUG
This is a messenger RNA of Brenthis ino (lesser marbled fritillary), 1188 nucleotides long. The record is from the annotation of a GenBank genome assembly. NCBI's taxonomy places the organism in Eukaryota, Metazoa, Arthropoda, Insecta, Lepidoptera, Nymphalidae.